Fopius arisanus is the source of this 2425-nucleotide messenger RNA. RefSeq names its product lethal (2) k01209. NCBI's taxonomy places the organism in Eukaryota, Metazoa, Arthropoda, Insecta, Hymenoptera, Braconidae. Gene Ontology annotation, molecular function: kinase activity; ATP binding. The transcript is spliced from 12 exons. Gene Ontology annotation, cellular component: cytoplasm. The record is from RefSeq and is a predicted model, not a curated record. The coding region runs from base 638 to 2317 and encodes 559 amino acids.
GGCUCCGAAUGUCCCAUUCAGACGGUAUUUAGACGAGAUGUAGACAGAUUUGACAGCUGCACCAGUGACCCGAAAUCUCCAUUAAUUAUAAACAAAUUCUAUGAAUAUUCACGGGGGAAGAAAAUCGUCCCUGAGGCGUCCAAAUACUGUCUAAAAAUUUGAAGCCGUAAAGACACCAAAGACAUCCGGGGAAUAUAACUUCCGAAGAACUAGAAGUUGUCCAUUCAUCCUCUCCGUGAUGACAGCGGAUUUAUCUGACAGGAGGGCUUCAGGAAAACCUUCCAGAGGAUUCGUUAUCAAAGAUCUUUAAAAAGCUUAUCCGAAUAUAGAACACAGUGAAAGAACAAUUGGAAUUCAUCUCGUCACCAAUGCAAAUAUGGUAGUCUUAAAUCCAUCCAUAUUACGUCCAUAUGCCGUCCAAAACGGCUCGUAAAAUUACGGGAGGUAUCCGGAUAACAGAACAUCGAAAGAGCCAUUUCCAUAUAGAUUUUUGUUUGAUGGGUUUCACGUGCUGCGCUCCUAAUUCAUUUAAAGAAAUUUCUCGUCUGAAAUACGGCUCGAAAAAUUAUAGAUUCUAUCAGGAGUGCAUGACGAUGAAGAGCUCUCGUAAAUUUGAACGGUGAUCUUUUAUCUACUGAUGGGAAAAAUGGCAGCGAAGAUGCAGCAAUUCGAGCCACCGAGCUCUGCAAGUUCUGAAAGUGACGGUGACUUGUGCCUUGAGGAUCGCAGUGCAUUCCUUGUAGACGAUGUCAGUCAAGAUGGUGAACCAUUUCGGUGUGAUAUGUCUACACCUACUCCACAAUCCCCUAGACCACCAUCGCAAGGUUCUCAAAAAUCUCCUAGAUCUCGCAGACAGAGAACGACGAGUAUGUCACAUUCAAGCAAGAAAACUUCGGCUGAGUCAAUUCUGAGAGGAAAAUCAAGAACAAUAUACACAGCUGGAAGACCCCCUUGGUAUAAUUCAGCAGGUCAACAGGUCGAACCAUUCGUUAUUGGAAUCUGUGGAGGAAGUGCCUCGGGGAAGACAACAGUCGCCACAAAAAUUAUUGAAUCGUUGGAUGUACCAUGGGUAACACUGUUGAGUAUGGAUUCGUUUUACAAAGUACUUAAUGAAAAACAACAUGAAUUAGCAGCUCGUAAUGAGUACAAUUUUGAUCAUCCUGAUGCCUUUGAUUUUGAAUUAUUGAAGACAACUUUACAGAGAUUGAAAGAAGGCAGAAAGGCAGACGUUCCUAUUUAUAAUUUUGUAACUCACAGCAGAGAAAAUCGUACGAAACCAAUGUACGGCGCUAAUGUGAUAAUUUUCGAAGGGAUUUUAACGUUCUACAAUUCAGAAGUAUUGAAGAUGUGUGAUAUGAAAGUAUUUGUAGACACUGAUGCGGAUGUGAGGCUUGCCCGUAGAUUGAAACGAGAUAUUUCACAGAGAGGAAGAGAUCUGGAGGGUGUACUCAAGCAGUACUGCACAAUGGUGAAGCCCUCGUAUUAUUAUUACAUUUCACCGUCAAUGGUUCAUGCGGACAUUAUCGUACCGCGUGGAGGCGACAAUGAAGUGGCUAUCGAACUUAUUGUACAACACGUUCACACACAACUCCAAUUGAGAGGUUUCAAACUACGAGAGAAACUCGCUCACUCCUACAUCGGUCAACCUCUGCCGUCGUCCCUCUUCAUGUUACCAGACACUCCUCAAGUUAAAGGAUUGCAUACAUUCAUUCGUAACAAACACACAGACAGGGACGAGUUUAUAUUCUACUCGCGUCGUCUCAUAAGACUUGUAAUCGAAUAUGCCCUAUCACUAUUGCCUUUCGAGGAAAUAACAGUGGAAACCCCGCAAGGUGUACCCUAUCAUGGAAAACGCAGUGCCACUGACAAAAUAUGUGGAGUUUCUAUCUUACGAGCUGGAGAGACGAUGGAGCAAGCUCUCUGCGAUGUGUGCAAGGAUAUUCGAAUCGGAAAAAUUCUCAUUCAAACGAAUCUCGUGACUGAUGAGCCUGAGUUAUACUAUCAACGUCUUCCAAAGGAUAUUAAGGACUACAGAGUCAUUCUGAUGGAUGCAACCGUGGCGACCGGAGCAGCAGCAAUGAUGGCAAUACGGGUUCUCCUAGAUCACGAUGUUGCGGAAGAGAAUAUCCUCGUGGUUUCCCUCUUAAUGGCUGAAUCGGGCGUUCACUCGAUCGCCUAUGCUUUCCCCAGUGUCAAAAUAGUAACAUCAGCCUUAGAUCCUGAAAUUAACGAAAAAUUCUACGUUCUACCUGGCAUUGGAAAUUUCGGUGACAGAUAUUUCGGUACGGAACCCUCCAACUUCGAUGAAAUUGAAUGAUUUACCUCAAAAUUAUGUAAAUAAUUGAAACAAAGAGACGAUUUAAAGAGAUUUCUACAGAUGUAUUAAGGUACCAAUGGAACAUUUUCAAUAUAUACGCAGAAUCAA